AAAAUUAGAAAGAGGGGAAGGAGGAGGAAAACAAAAAAAAAUUUAGGGCCCUUUUUUGCCUCUCUUCCUUUUGCUAUUUGCUCCUGAAGCAUCUCCAUCUCCAGCUUGCAGAAGAGAGUCCGUACAUCUCAAAAAUUAGGGUUUUACAGAAAGAGAGGGGGGGGUUUCAAUUCGGUGUCGUUUUGAUCUUUCAAUUAGGAUUUUGGGGCUAAAACUAGGGUUCAGAGUCUUUCUGUGAGGUUUGGUUUUGUUGUGAAUCUAUUUGAUUUGUUGAAAAAAUAGAGGUGAGAUUGUGAAAUUAUUUUGUAUGAGAUAAGAAACCGUGGGGUAUUUGAUGGAUGAGAUCUGGGAGCGAGCCAUUGAGACAGCGCUGGACGGCGAGACAGACCACGCGUCGGCUCGAACCCUGACUCUAGAUGGUGCGGUGAAGUGUGUCCAGGGCCGGCUACCCCCUCCGGGUCUUCUAGAGAAGUUCCAGAACCUUCAGCAUCUCUCGAUUGCAAACGUCGGCGUUUCGUCCCUGGAGCAGUUCCCGAGGCUCCGAAGCCUCCACUCCCUGAUUCUCUCCGACAAUCGAAUCGCAGGAGGGCUUGAAUUUCUGGUAGAGGCCGGGCUGGACUCGCUGAGAGACCUGGACCUGUCCAACAACCGGAUUCAGUAUAUUGAAGAUCUUGCCCCGCUGGCGCAGCUGAAGCUGACCUCGCUUGAUCUGUAUGAGUGUCCGGUGACGCGUGUCAAGGAUUACCGAUCUAGGGUUUUCGGGUUGAUUAGGUCGUUGAAGUAUUUGGAUAAGAUGGAUGCGGAGGAGAACGAACCGCCGGAGAGCGAGGAUGAGGAGGAGGAGGAUGAGGAGGAUGAGGAUGACCCUGGGAGCGGGGAAAUCGAUGGUGAGGAUCGGCCUUCUAGGAUGAGUAAUGGGCACACUGAGGCGGCUGAAGGGGUUGUGGAUGUUGAUGAGGAUGAUGAGAGUGACGCCGAUGAGGAGGAGACUUUGACUGCCACUAGGGUGAAUGGACAGAAUCACCCGACAGACAACGGGUUCCGGGUUGCUCCCGUGGCCGGAGAGAAUGGAGGAGAGGAUGAGGAGGAUGAUGAUGAUGAGAACUACUCUGCGGAGGAGAUAGACGAGGAGGAUAGUGAGGAUGAUGAGGUGGUGGAGGUGCAUGAGAUUGAGGAUAGUGAUGAUGAGGAAGAUGGGGUUGAGUAUGAUGAGGAGGAUGAUGACGAUGACGACGACGAUGAAGAAGAUGAGGAGGAGGAAGUGGACAAUGAUGAGGGGGAUUUGGCAGAGCCAGAGAGUACAGGAAGGUUAACAAGCACAGAGGGAGAGAUUGAUGGCCAUGAGCAAGGAGAGGAUGAUGGAGAUGAAGAUGAUAAUGGAGAGACCGGGGAGGAGGAGCUGGGUGUUGAAGAAGAGGGACCGCUUGAAGUUGAAGUUGAAGAUGAAGAUGGCGAGGAAGAGGAGGAAGACUAUGGUGGAGGUUACUUAGUGCAACCAGUGGCACAGGCUGAGGAAGAAGAUGCUGGCGUCAGUGACAUGGACGCAGAAGGGGAUGGUGAAGAAGAUGAGGAGGAAGUCGAAGAGGAUGAUGACGAUGAAGUUCAGGUUCUGCCUCCCUCGUCUUCUUCACAGAUGAAGAGAAAAAGAGAUGAAGCUGCAGAUUCAGAUGACAAUGGUGAGGAUGACGAGGAAGAUGAUGAUGUGGUUGAGUACAGCAAGUCUUCGAAGAAGCACCGUUGACGCUCAGUGGAUCCCUGCCAAAUGUUUAUGUGUUCUUGAUGCCUUUUUUCUUAGCUUGGAAACAGAGAAGAAACUCAGAUUUAGAUUAGAUUGGUUGGUGGGUUAGAGAGAGAGACCGGUUAGUUAUUUUCAUGGAUCUUCUUGGACAAACAUAAUAUAUGAUUAUGGUGUGUUAAGGAAAGAGUCGUUGCGUCCUUGGAUGCAAUGGAGCUUUUGAAUUUUCAAAAAGUCGUUGGUGUUUUGAUCCCCCCUUACGUAUAGCCGUUACAGUGUGGUGAUUCAAAUGGCAGUUAUUGGCGGUCCUAGUUCGGAAGGAGUCAGUUUCAGUAUAUGGAGGGAAAAUUCAGAACUCAAAUUCUUCUUGUUUUUGGUUAUGUUUGUCCAACCAGGUCUUUUUUUUUUUUUGUUGGAGAAAAAGGGGAUUAUGUAAAACGCCUUGUAGAUAGUUUUUAUGAAUGAAUGAUGUUCCAUUCAAUCAA
Molecule: messenger RNA, 2220 nt
Organism: Rosa chinensis
Lineage: Eukaryota; Viridiplantae; Streptophyta; Magnoliopsida; Rosales; Rosaceae
Product: acidic leucine-rich nuclear phosphoprotein 32-related protein
Exons: 2
Coding region: 335-1741 (468 amino acids)
Cellular component (GO): nucleus
Molecular function (GO): histone binding
Source: RefSeq, a predicted model, not a curated record